Messenger RNA from Melitaea cinxia (Glanville fritillary), 1039 nucleotides. RefSeq lists its product as uncharacterized. The coding region runs from base 16 to 1008 and encodes 330 amino acids. The record is from RefSeq and is a predicted model, not a curated record. Lineage: Eukaryota; Metazoa; Arthropoda; Insecta; Lepidoptera; Nymphalidae. The transcript is spliced from 5 exons.
AUCAAAUUUAUUCCAAUGAAUAAUAAAGAACUGUUACAAGAAUAUUCAGAAUCGAUAAGAAGUUUAAAAAAGGAAUGCGCAAAAGCUGGUAUAAGCGAUGAAGAGUUUAAAGAAAUGUAUUUUGAAAGUAUUAAAGACGUUGAUAAUUUAGUGAAUGAGAACCAAAGUUUUUUGAAGAAGUACAAAUUUAUUAUAACGUGCUUUUUUAUAGUUUUAUUUGUAGCAUAUAAUUUUAAGUCUAUAUACAGCUGUUUCCUAUGUAAUGUACAAGAAUAUAUUUACCCAGGAUAUAGGUUAUUAAGAAAAAUUUCUAUUCCUUUUUUGUCAUUAUUUCCUUCAUUGACUGAUUUAUAUCAAGAAACAUGUCUGAUACAAAAUCCUUUUUUCACCGUGGUGGAUAUGGACUGCUGGCCUUGCAGUUCAGUGAAUAAUAUUGGUGAAGUAUUCAAUCCCCAACCAGUUCAUAAACAACAGAUUGCACCUUUUAUUUAUAAGACAGACCAACCAGAAAUUGAUAUAAAUGCAUUAAAAACUUUGUAUAUUAAAAACAAAGAUGUAUUUGAUAGUGAAAAUUCUAAAGUUCUCACAAAUAAUAAGUACUAUCAAACUCCUAAAGACAUUUUUGAUUCAGAAAUAUUAAAAGAACAACUUUACAUUUGGAAACUAAAUCAUUUUAAUGCUGCAAGGACAUUACGUCAAAUCAUUGCAAGGCCCAAAAUAGUUCCUAAAUUUGGUCAAAGCACAGAAAGAUUUAUCAUAAUAGAUUCUAAACAUGAUACUUUUCACAUACCUGAUACAGAAUGCAAUUUCACUUUCCUGCUUGUUCUAAGUGGUACUAGAAUUAUUGACUUACAACCCGCUGAAGAAUGCAAAUAUCAAUGUAAAUCAUUUAAAAUGGAGUUAAAGAAAUCUUAUUUAUUGUGGUAUAAUUGGUGGUAUUGGAGGCCCACAGUUCCAGCAUCAAGAAGUAAUGAAACUUUCAUAGCUCAUGUCGGCUCAUAUUGUUAAAUAUAAUUAAUAAACACUGAUUUGGAAUGUA